Molecule: messenger RNA, 624 nt
Organism: Octopus sinensis (East Asian common octopus)
Lineage: Eukaryota; Metazoa; Mollusca; Cephalopoda; Octopoda; Octopodidae
Exons: 1
Coding region: 1-624 (207 amino acids)
Biological process (GO): DNA integration
Molecular function (GO): nucleic acid binding
Source: RefSeq, a predicted model, not a curated record
AUGUGUAAGUGUGUGAGUCUACGUGUGCAUGAAAGAGUUCGGUGUCAAAAGGUGAGCCCUGUUCACAAAAUUAAUGUUGGAGAGCUUCAUCCUGUUCCUGUCCCAAAUGAAAUGAUGGCACAAAUUGGUGUCAAUAUCACCAAUUCGCCCAAAACAGAUGAUAGUUAUUGUUGCAUUGUUGUUGCAAUGGAUUACUUUUCCAAAUGGCUUGAGGUUCGACCUCUGAAAGAUCACACAGCGGAAACUGUGGUAAAGUGUCACUUUGAGGAUGUUAUUUGUCGGCAUGGCUGUAUAAAAAUUCUGAUAAAUGACCAAGGAAGAGAAUUUGUAAACAGAGUGUCUGCAGAACUACAUAAACUGACAGCAACACAGCAGCACAUAACAAGUGCUUAUCACCUUCAAGCGAGUGGCCUCGUGGAGCGACAGAAUCGCACUAUAAAAUAUGCUUUUAUCAAUUCCUUUGAGGAUCGUGGCAACUGGGUUGAAUGCUUACCAGCAGUUCUGUUUGCGUACCAAACAACCAAACAUUCUUCAACACAUUUUACCCCAUUGAACUACAGCACAACCCAUCUGCCAAAGAUAAGGACAGUUUUGGAAAUGGUCAAUCUAUAUCCAGAAAAUUGA